Messenger RNA from Polypterus senegalus (gray bichir), 4069 nucleotides. Its product is annotated as rab11 family-interacting protein 2. Gene Ontology annotation, molecular function: small GTPase binding. The record is from RefSeq and is a predicted model, not a curated record. The transcript is spliced from 5 exons. Gene Ontology annotation, biological process: regulated exocytosis. NCBI's taxonomy places the organism in Eukaryota, Metazoa, Chordata, Cladistia, Polypteriformes, Polypteridae. Gene Ontology annotation, cellular component: phagocytic cup; endosome. The coding region runs from base 463 to 2025 and encodes 520 amino acids.
CAGCACCCGGAAGUUGUCGCGAUGCCGCGCUAGAGCGCAGCUGCAUAGCAACGCCUUGUUGUUUGGCUGCUGAGAUUGACGGCCGGGUGCCGCAGUGACGCGCGCUGAUUUUUUUUUUUUUAAAAACCUUCUUUACUUGUCGCACGUGGUGUGGGGGUGACUGGUGUGACUUAUACAUCUCCGGGCUUAGUUAGUUCAUGCAAGCUGGCACUUUCUACACUUCUUAGAAUGUGUAGUUCUCUUUCCCGCGAGGCCUGCGAUUCUCCAUCAGGCUGGGGCGGUGCACACUGCGGGUGAGGUGGUUCCACGGCGCCGUGAGUAAAUACUACCAUGCGACUGGCCGGAAGGCGACUCCAGCGCUGAACGGUGACUUUGAGAAGUAAAAGGGUGUAAGGGCUGCGGCCCGCUUGUCAGAUUGCUGCUGCUGCUGCUGCUGCUGAAGACGCCGAAGACGACCCAGCCAUGCUGCUUGCAGAGCAGGCGCAAAAGUGGUUCCCCACUCACGUUCAGGUGACAGUCCUUCAAGCCAGAGAGCUGCACGCCAAAGGCAAGAAUGGCACCAAUGACACUUACACCAUCAUUCAGUUGGGCAAAGAGAAAUACUCCACAUCGGUGGCUGAGAAGACUUUGAACCCGGUAUGGAAAGAAGAGGCGUCCUUUGAGCUGCCGGGUCUGCUGCUGGAGGGCAACCCAGAAAAAUACGUCCUGCUCCUCGUAGUGAUGCACAGGUCUCUGGUGGGGCUGGACAAGUUCCUCGGCCAGGUGUCAAUUAACCUGAACGAAAUCUUUGAAAACAAAGAAAGACGGAAGACAGACUGGUUCAAGUUAGAGUCUAAACCAGGGAAAAAAAGUAAGGAUCGUGGUGAGAUUCAAGUCAACAUUCAGUUUAUGAGGAACAACAUGACGGCGAGUAUGUUUGAUCUCUCCAUAAGAGACAAGCCCCGCUCUCCUUUUGCCAAACUGAAAGACAAGAUGAAGGGGAGGAAAAAUGAUGGCACGUUCUCGGACACUUCUUCGGCCAUUAUUCCAAGAACAAGCACGCCCAGGUCUGAUCCUGAACUUUCUGACAUGGACCAACAGCUGAAAUCCAAACCAAAAAAGACAUUGCUUCUGGCACCUCAGCGCCUUUCUGCUGCCCACUCCAUGUCAGAUUUAAUUGGCUCUCAUUUCUCUGGUGACAAAGUGAAGGCAAGCACGAUUGGACAUCCUCCCCUUUUCCGACCUAAGUUGGACUCUAUGAAUUCAAUUGAUGAAAGCGGCAAUGUUAAUUCACCUCAUCGGAGAUCACAAAGCGUGGGUACUGCCAAACCAAAUCAAAGCACCAGUCUGGACAGUGAUUAUGCCUUGGAAGUUGAAAACGAUCCAUUUGGAAGUAUUGGUGCCUCUCUACCCCAAAAGUCUGCCACUCUUCCACGAAAUAAGAACCCAUUUGACUCUGGCACCAGUAUCACAUGGGACAGCAGCACAGCCGUUUCGUCCAGAGUUACAGAGAUUGGAAAAGAUAACCGGAAAGAGAAAAAAGAAAAAGUUAGCCUCUUGGAGAGGGUAACUGGUAAAAAAGAUGGCAAAAAGAUAGAGAAGCUUGGAAAUGGAAAAUCGACAAGCACUGGGGAAACGCAGGCUCGAAAUCCUUUUAGUAAUGAUCUGCUUGAUGAUGCUGAAACAAAUCCAUUCUCUACAAAUUAUAAGGCCAGUGUAGGAAAGCCUGAAAGUAUUGAAGAUAUGAAAAACAAGGUGAUGAACAGACAUGGUCUAUCAAACAGUAAAGGUGAUCACGAAGAGAAAGGCAGAACUUCGGAAGGAAAUCCUUUUGGUACCACUGCAUCAUACCGCAAUUUGUCUUUUGAAGAAGUUGUUCAAGAACUGAUCAAACAGAAGGAGCUGGUCAGAAAAAAAGAUGCCCACAUACGUGAACUGGAAAACUACAUUGACAACCUCCUUGUACGAGUCAUGGAAGAAACUCCCAGCAUUCUAAGGGUGCCUUACGAACCAGCCCGUAAAGCGGGAAAAUUUUCUAAACAGUAAUUAAGUGCAAAAACAAACAGAGCAAAUUUUUACUAGUGUGUUUCCUGGGAAGAAGAGGGUACUUUUGAAUGUAUUGCAUUUUAUUUACUAACCAUUACUUGAUAUAUUUCCAUGCUGCUGCUGCUGUUACUGGUUAACCUUUUUAUAUUGUUGACCAUCUCAGUUGGGUAAGUGGGUAAGUGUUGAACAAAAUCUACAAAUAAUUCUUCUACCCAGUAUUCAGAAUCAAAGCCCACUUGAAAUACAGUGUGCCAUGUUCACAUAAUACAUAAUGUGUGCCAUAUGAGAAUACUUGAUAUAUUGAUGUGGUAACUUUGCCUAAAUCAGUCAUUCGAGUUACAGGUGGAAAAAAAAAUAUUUUGAGUUUGGCAUUUUUCCCUUUUGCUUCUUUGAGGUAAAUAUGAAUUAUAUGUCACAUUAGUAAGGAAGUCUUUGGCCCUUUAUUUGGAGGAGGUUAGUAGUUCAAGUUUUCAUUGGGUACAUGAGCCAGGUCACGUUGUAUUUCUAAAUUCUUUUAAAAGAUGUCAAGCUGCAACUAUUAAUGUGCUGCUAGUGUGAAACCAAAUAAAAUAAAAUGUUGACUCAUUAAGAAUCCUUUAGUGAAGUCUACAGUGGGGAGUAGUGAAACAUAGUGAGUAGUCAAAUGGUAAAAUAUGUUAUCUUUCAUUCAACUCUGUACUGGAGCGUGAACAUCUGUGAUAUUUUGCCCAGAGUGAUAAGGAAAAAUUCCUUAAAAUGUUAUAAAUGAGCAUUUGUUUAAAACACUAGGGCACUUUUUUUUAACUUUUAGAUACUGCCUCCACAAAUCUCCCUUACAGGUUAAACAGUGAAGCCUAACACACAGUGUAUAUUUUGUUCACGUGUAUUUUGUACUUUCUACCAGACAGUCUUCCAACAAGAUCCACUUUUGACAGACUUCUGCUUCCUUGGGAUAAAAUAUCGGUCUUAAAUUGUUGCCACUUUUUUAUUUUUACAAUAUUUAAAUUUGUAUGUAACCUAAAUUCCUUUAGUUAUUGUGUGUGCUUAUAAAUUAGCGUAAAACACUGCUUGUAUUUAAACAAAAAAUAAAUUAAUAUAUAGCACUAUAUAAUUAUUAACUCAGUAGUAGCAAUUACAAUUAUUUUAGGGGCCAAAAUGUAGGUACGAAGUUAUUUUUCUGUCUAAAUACACUAUACUAUAUUCAGAUGCUAGACGAGAACAUUAUAGUGUACAUCACGUAGUUGAUAAGAAGUUAAAAGCUUUACAUCAAUGCAUAAACAAUGAGGAGCACUGUAGCACUGUUACAGAAAAUGAAGGACAAAUGUUCCUUAAAAUGAAGACAUAGUUAUGUGAAAUAUCAGAUUUUGUCUGAAGUGGAGAAUAAAGUUGAGCGAUCCAGAGACCAAGUCCAAGAUUCACACUGCAUAUUCAGAAGUUCUAAUUUCCAGUAUUCAUAGUUACUUGAAUCUUGCAGAAUUAUUUAGUGGUAUAUAUAGUUAACAAUUAUUAAUUUAAUUUAAAUAUUAACAUGUCUUUUCUGGCUUUACUUUGUAAUGCUCGUGAUUGGGAUUUGGAAAUCUGAACUUCUUUGAAUUGUACACUGCAUACACAAUGUCUUUGUUCGGAUCUUGGCAUGAUAGUAUUAUAUAUUGAACAUUUAAUGACAUACCUAUCAAAGAUAAAAUAUUCUUUAUCUUUGGUGAUCUUUAAAUGUUGCGUAAAAUAUUAAAUGAAACUUAAAAAGAGAUUUGCUUUCAAGAACAUUUUCUGUAAAUAAAUUGUCCAAUAUAAUUCAACAGGGUGUACUCCUAUAUGAAAUUUUUUUGUUUUUUUUGUUGUUUUUUUUUUUUCUUCGUUCAAGUUUGUAAAAUAAACAACUAAGUAAACAUAUGUAAUUACCCUUGUAAAGCAGACUCUGAACCUCUGGGGACCAGUUAAGCCAUGUUUUCAGGUCCUUAAUCUAAGUAGAAACCAAAUGUUCUAUAUAUGGUCUUCUUUUUUCUGCUACAAAAAAAAAAAAAAAAAACUAUACUGUCAUAAAAAUAUAAAAAGAUAUGAAAUAUGU